This is a messenger RNA of Ailuropoda melanoleuca (giant panda), 8134 nucleotides long. Its product is annotated as transducin-like enhancer protein 3. Gene Ontology annotation, biological process: regulation of DNA-templated transcription; negative regulation of canonical Wnt signaling pathway. The record is from RefSeq and is a predicted model, not a curated record. Bases 1492 to 1803 code for a protein of 103 amino acids. The transcript has 5 exons. Gene Ontology annotation, cellular component: transcription regulator complex; nucleus. NCBI's taxonomy places the organism in Eukaryota, Metazoa, Chordata, Mammalia, Carnivora, Ursidae. Gene Ontology annotation, molecular function: protein binding; transcription corepressor activity.
CAUUACUACCAGCCACAGGUUUUGAGGACCGUACAGCUUGUCUUUUUUUCUUUUGUUGUUAUUUCUCUGUUUCCUCUCUUUCCCCCUCCCGCCAAAUAAUUAUUUGCUAGUAGAUCGUGGUGGGGGGCAGGAAAGAGAGAGGCGGGGGAAAAAAAGUCUAGCAGCCCAGGACUAUAAUAUAUAUCUAUUUAUUAUAUGUCUUUCGGUUAAUUCCUGAUCUGAGGAGCGCUGUUUUUCACUCCCAUGCGAAAGUCACCAGCGGGUAGGGCCUGAUUGCUACUUUUCAUGCAUAGUUUUAGACACAAGAGGGCAUUGUGACGUCGCGCCCGGCGGCGCCCAGUCGCAGGCCGAGGCCGAUAGCCCCACGUGGGGGCCCCGCGCUCCCAUUGGCCAGCGCCGGGCGAAGCUGCCACAUUAUUUUGUUACUUUUCAGUCCCUAUUUGGAACUGCUCUCGCGGCAGUUCAGACCUCGUGCUCGUCCCCCUCGCCUGUCUGUGUGUGGUAUCCGCAGGUCCGGGGCACUUUUUUGGCUGUGUGUGUGUUUAGGGUGUGUAUUUGGGGGGUUUGUCGGGGCGCGGAGAGGAGAGCCGGGCCGAGGGGAAGGAAGGAAGCCGCAGAGCUCCCCGGUCUCGGGCUGCGCUCUUCUGCCUGUGCGCUCCGAGGCGGUGGCGGCGGCGCCGAGCGCUCCUCGCUGAGGACGCGGCGCUGGAGCUGGAAGCAGCGAGGACCCCUUUGCGGAGGGAGGCUUCCUGUGCCCGCUGGAGUUACGAUGCCAGGGCGGCUGAUUUGCACCUACUGAGCCUGGAGUUUCCUCCUCGGCCCUGGGAAGGGCUUGCAGCGGCGGCGGCGGCGGCAGUAGCAGACGGAACAGCAGGCUCUCCUCUCCGAGGGGGGGCGUCGAAGCGCCCGCGCCGGGCUCCCGCCCUCACCCUCCGGCGCUCCUGCGGCCCCCAGCCGCCACCUCGGUGCUUGCCUCCUUCCUCUUCUCCCGGAGCGCCGCCUCUGGGAUUGGACCCGCACGCCCCGGAUGCUGGGGCUGCCUCGGCGCGCCCCCCUCACUGCGCGAGGCGCUGAGUGAUCCCGGAGGGGGCCCGCAGUCGCCCCAGGAGGGGACCCCGGCCUCGGGACCCCGUGCCGGAGCCACCGGGGAUACGACAAUGUCCGCGCAGCCCCCGGCUCUGACGCGCUCCACGCAGCGGGGGGAAGGCGGCCGGCCGCAGCCCGCCGAGCCCUAGGCGCACAAAGCCCGCGCCCGGCGCCCGGCCUCGGCGCCCGCCGACGACUUUGCCGCCUGCUCCGCAGCUCUUUGUCUCCACUUGGGGCGGGCGCCCGACUCUGGGAUUUCGCUGCGAGAGCGGGCUGGGGGGGCCGGGGGCGAGCUCUCGGUUUCCCGGCCGCCCCCCGCUGGGGCUUGGCUCCCCCCUCCCCCGCACCUCCCCGGCCCGAGCUUUCGGCGCUUCCACGCUCUCGGAAUCACGACCCCUCCCUGCCAUGUAUCCGCAAGGCAGACAUCCGGCUCCCCAUCAACCCGGGCAGCCGGGAUUUAAAUUCACGGUGGCUGAGUCUUGUGACAGGAUCAAAGACGAAUUCCAGUUCCUGCAAGCUCAAUAUCACAGCCUCAAAGUGGAGUACGACAAGCUGGCGAACGAGAAGACGGAGAUGCAGCGCCAUUACGUGAUGUACUAUGAGAUGUCCUAUGGCCUGAACAUUGAAAUGCACAAGCAGGAUACGGAAAGCCGCGAACACAGGGCUGAAGAAGGAGAUGGCAAAUCUCCGUCCCCUGCCCUCUCAUUCCCUGAGUAAUUAGGGGCUUGGCUAGAAGAUCUCCAGGUAGGAGUUGAAGUUCUGUGACCAUCACUUUUGCAGAUAGCGGGUGACCAGAGGGAACCGGCAGGUGGCAAGGUUACAAAGACCCGGCCCAGGAGUGCCUGUUGGUGUGGCAUCUGGGGUUGAACUAAGAAGAGAUCUGGAGUAGUGGUUUUUUGCUGGCACCCAAGCCCCCCUCCUAGGCCCUGGUUUGCACCUCACCUUUCCUAGCUGGUCACUCUUGCCCAGGACAGUCUUCCAAUCCCACAGCUCCUCUCAACUGCGCUGGGGCCCUGCUGUGGUCAGCUUUGGGGUCUGCUGAGCUCAAAGUCCCCUGCCUCCUGCCCCAGACUUCCUUCCACACCAGCCUUCUCCGGACCCCUGGCUGAUGGAGGAAGCCCCUCGGCUGGGGUCUGUUACGUGCACGAAGUAGGUGCUUAGUAAACACGCCGGUUUUUCCUUUACUCCAAAUUAACUCCGGUUGUCAGAGGGUGGGAUUUGGAUUCCCUGAGCUCUGGCCUUAGGAAGCGAGGGUUUUUAAUUGUGGGUUGGCCACCAGCGCUGCAGGCUUCCUCCUACAGCUCAGCAUCCAGUUUCUUCAUCAGGAAAAUGAGGGGGUUGGAUGCAUGCCAGAACGGUUAUUAGGGGCCUGGGAUGUGCUGGGUGUGGGCCCCAUGGGCUGGGGCCGGUUACACAGCCGAAUAAGACACCAUUCCCUCGGCUGGGGAUUUGGCGUCUAAAUAAGUCAUGGCAGCGCAGUGAGGUAAGUGCUAAUAGGGCCCAGUGUCACUGGAGGAGCACCCAGGACAGAACAACUUAUUCUUCCCCAGAAAGGGGAGGGAAAGGGGAGUCGGGUCAGAGAAGUUUACACCGAAGGGCUGAUACCUGAGCUGAGUCUUAAAGGGAGGGCAGGGGUUGAUGAGACAGAAGCCAGCCACAGAGAGGGGGGGGGGGGCUCGCCCUGUCUCUUUCCGUGGCAGCCGCUCUUGGAAAGGCCAUCGGAAGCACAGUCCACAAGUUGGAAUGGCAGGGGGUGGGGCUGCACUUGGGGAGUGAGGCAAGGUGGUGACAUUUUGCAGCAAAGUGAUCUCCAAGGCCUCUCUGCUCUCACACUCCGACUCCGCGGCUCCCUCUGUCCCCAUAUGGCUCUGCACGGCUGGCCCAGGGCCAUCUGCCCCCGUUGCGGGCGGGCUGGAGGUGGAGGGCGGGGGACGGUGGGGGAUGCCCUGGGGGACGCCCUGGGCUGGCGGAGGCCUCCCCCCCGCGCCUGCUUCUGCACCCCAGCGUGCCUCUUUGAACUUUCUUCCCCAAAGUGGCCUUGCCUCCUCUCCCGGGUGGGUAAUUCUGUAAUGACUGGUUCUGACCCGCCCCUCCCCCAUAUUUAAUUCUCAUCAGCCAGCUCUCUCCACUUUGCUAUUAAUGAUAGCAGCCGCAAAAUAGCUUUCAACAUGCCAUUGACAGUCUGGUUUAAGAGAGCACUUGAAGCAGUGCUAGACAGCUGAAAGCACCCAUAAUUGUGUACCAGAGUGAGAACUGCGUGCUCGAGGGCCUUGUUUUUAUAUGCUUAAAGGGACAAUAUCUUGUUUUCAACAAAUGCUUUCUGAGACUCACAGCCAAGAUGCUGGGUCCUCUCGCAUGCCUCUCCUCUCCCCUGUCUUUUUCUUUCCUCUCUUUUGCCUUUCCUGAGAAAUGUUCCCCCCUCAGGUUGGGGCUGAAAAGAAACCUGGAGGAGGGGGGAUUUCCUGCCCACCCUAAGUAAGGACUGUCCGGUGGACUGGUUACUGUGAGGCCUCCCCGGACUGCUGCCUGUCCCCGCCCCCAGCCCCAGCCCUGCCCAGUGUUUCUGGGGGAGGGACUGGGAGUGGUGUUCGCCCCCGUGAAUUGAUUUCUUGAGUUCUUUGGUUGGCUAAGGAUGUCACAGGCUGAGGGUGGGGCGGGCUUCCAGGGAGCCCUCUGGAUGUUUCCAGGAAGGCCACCUCUUGGGGGGGGGGGACUGUGGGGGAAGCCUCCACUUAAGGGAGAGGCAGAUCAGGGACCUCGGAGCCCCUGGCCUCUUGUAAAGCAGAUUCUGGGAGGCCGUUCAUUGUGCAGAGGCCCCUCUAGAAAGCAGGAGGGUCUGUAGGGCGGGGACUUACUCUUAAGUGGAGGUUCCUGCAGGGCUUAGGGGCUUAACCAGAGGUUCCCUCUACUCAGCCCUGGAGAUUUUGCCUGAGAACAAAACCUCCCUCCCCUUCACCCCAGCUGGCUUCUUUACUCUGAAGUUGCAACACAGCCCUUUGGGCAGAGGUCCCUCACCCCAUUAUCACAAAGCUUCCUUUCACCAAUGGCAUCCUCUGAAGGGUGAAGAAAGAACCAGGUUCCCAGAGGUAGGAAAGCAGGGAUGGGGCCCGGAGUCUGGCUGUGGCAAAGGCUGGGAGUGUAGAUGGGCUUGGCUUGUGUGUCCAAAGAGCCUCCUCCUUCCACCCACCAUGGGAGUGACCCCGACAGGGACCUGGGAGCCUGGGGCAGCUGCCACCACCACCGCCACAUAAUUCCAGCAGAAGGCCUUUACUGAGGACAAAGAAUUUGAAAGUUUUGCUCUCUUCCAAAUAUUGUAAAUCGACCUUUGGUAUUUCUGUAUCACUUGAUUGUUUGCAAAACAGGGUAGACCUAUUCCUUGUAGGAACCCAAAAUGACAGGCAUUUGGGUGCAGGACAGACACACCCCGGGAGGAAAGCCUCAGAGCAUGGGGGGUGAGGAUACCUGUGUACAUCCGGGGCACUAGAGGGCUGUGUUCUUAAACUGACCAGGGCGGCAGGGGCUGGGGUGUGUGUGGAAUGGCACCUCUGUGAGUUCCCUGAGGGACAGGACCAUUUUGCAGUCACUGAGGCCCCUGAGCCCUGCGUGGGCCUGGGCCCAUACUGGGUGCACAGUGUAUGUUUUGGGGCAGACUCACAGAGGGUGGCAUCUCCCUGACCCUGCAGAGCAUUAUGGACUUUCUUGGAAGGAUACAGGUUUUCUGGGAGAGAUCUGUUGGCCACAAAGUUGUGACUGGAUAAAGAAAUGUGAAAGUGUCACGAGCUUUUAUGUUAAAGCGUCUUUCAUAUAGUUUAAGGUUUUUGUUUUGUUUUUGUGUUUUGUUUUUGUGUUUCAUCUCAGUCUGCGGACAGUUCAGACGUACAAAGGGAAGAUAGGAGGUGGUGAGGAAAGAGGUAGCGGGGAGGAAGAUGAUAAAGCAGAGAUGGGGAGGAAGGAAUGAGGAAGAGAAAACAUGCUGAAUUGGGAUUCCGAGAAGGAACCGAGUAGCAGGAAGGUGAGAGUCAGUGGCUUGGAGGUAAAUUGGUACACUGUGCUUGUCAUGCCUUGGCUGUCUCUUUGGGUGUGGAGUUCCACGUGCUAUGCCCUUUUAAAUCCUCGGUGACCACCGUUCACACGCUUCAAUUGUUUUUCUUUGUUGUCAUUUUUUAAAAACAGAAUGAAAUGUAGUCUAGCCCGAUGGCAGAAGUUCCUUUUUUCAUUUGCCCCCAAAAGCGACAUCUUCCCUCAUAAAAAGACUCAGAUGAGCCACAGUCCUUCCCACAGUCCUGCAGCCCUGGGGAUACCAGGAGCACCUUGGGGACAGGGGAGGGGACUCUUCCUGGUUGGGUGUGAAGGGUUUGGUUCUGGACUCCUACACCACCCAGCCUGUCUCUGACCAGACGGUUGGAGGAGGAGGCCUUCCACCCAAUCCCCAAAUAACUUACCUAGGGAGAGCCCUCGACAGGUCAGUCCUGACCCUGAGUGUGAAACUGUCCUGUCAAGGGUGUGCUUUGUGAACCAGUGGUGAUUUCUGCUGGGAAGAGCCGGGCAGUCUGGGGGAGACCAGUGGGUGAGGGAUGGGAGUCAAUCCUUGGUCUAGUGUUGGGGACAGGAACUAUCCAACUUCCUGUCCAGGAAGAGGUAGAGCAGACUCAGUGGACCCGGGAGCAGCCACAGGUGAUCCCAAAUGGUCUAGAGUGAGGGGCUCAGUGGCCCGAUGGGAGCAGAGUGAGCAUGUGACAGCAGGUGGAGGCUGUGAGUCGGCCGGGACUGAUGGGUUCAGAGAGGCUUUAGCUUCUCCUUGAAACCUUCCCUUUUGCUUUUCCUGGAAGGGGCCCCUUCCUUUGAGCCCCUCACCACUGGAGAGGGCAGCAGUCCAGUGCUUACCUGGCUUGGCCUCGGGGCAGAAAUCCUAAGGGAAAGACAGGAGCUGUUGAAGUUUGCUGUUGGUAUUGCCCAGUGUCCCACCCUCACACUUCGUCCCAGAGGAACAAGGACUCUCCAGGAGGCCAGCCUGAAAUGGGGAGAAGCAGCAGAGCCCUCAGAGAGCAGCUCUGCCCCUCCCAGAGUCCUCUCACUGUGGGCUUGAUGCUGGCCUCCGUGUCACCCGCCACUUGCACAAGGUACGCAGCCUGUAAGACCUUCUUAAAGGGGGGUGGGUGGGUACAGAUCCUGUCUAGAUACUUCUCUCACUUAGCCUGUUUGAGUUUCUCUGUUCUCUCACCUGGGUCCGACCACACUUGUGCAGGGACCUGUACCUAGCCCUCCCUCACUUUCCCCCUGCCCAGGCCCCCGGUGGGGAGUAGGGCCUGUCCCCGAUAAGACUUUUUCUUGGCACCUUUGUGCCGGUGGUGGAUUCUGAAGUCACUGGUUUUCAGACGGCCGUCCGGGCAGUCACGUGCAGAGCACCCAGAGCUGGGAGGUGCUAAGACCUGGUGGCUAAGCGACAGGCCUGGGAGUCAGACAACCUUGGGUUUGAGUCCUCCGAUAGGACUUCCUGGCCGUGUGAGUUGGGGCUGACUGUGGGACCUCUGUGAACUUCAGUUUGUACUGGGGGGAGAAUCGGAACCCCUUACCCGCCAGAGCAGUGCUGUCUGAGACGUGGCUGGUGUGACCGAGGAACUGAGUUUGACAUUGAGUUGUAAUUAACGUUCACUAGCCGCAUGUGGCUCAUGGUGUCCUCUGUUGGAUGUCACAGUUACAGGCAGCACUAGGAGGAGUAUGUGGGGUGAUGGAUGCAUAGUGACUGUUCAGCACAGUCCCCUGUGUGUAGGAGGGCCUCAGCAAUCUAUUCUCCCAGUGGGACGGAGUCCCAAAAGUUGCCAGGGCUUCAAAGAGUGAGGCCAAGAUCCCUGGGGUUGCGGAUGUUGUAGGACUUCCCAGACCCUUCCCACAUGCUGCUGGUCGGCCCCGCAUGCCAGCUGUGGGCACUGCCUACCGGGAGCACUGCCGUACUGGGAGCACUGAUGUCUGCAGAGGGUGAGUGACUGGCUCGUGGUCUCCGGUGGCCUGGGGGCAGAUUCACAACUAGAAGCUCGGUCUGUGUCACUCAUGGGCCACUUGUUCCCCAGCCCAUAUCAAGGUGUGAUCUCCCUACAUGCCUGCCCCAGGACCCACCUGUACUUCAGGACUUUGAUUCCAGGGCUGGGAAGGCCCCAGACAAGGCCUUAAGAAUUCAGUAGAAUGUGUGGCAGCCGUGUGCUGAUCAGGGUGUCUCAGUUUAGGCAUUAUUGACAUUUGAGGCUAGAUAAUUCUUUGGGGUGAGGCUGUCCUGUGUUCCCCAAGAUGAGUGGCAUCUCUGGCCUCUACCCACUAGUCAGGACACCCCUAACUAUCUUCUAGACAUUGCCAAGGGUCCCUUGGGGAGCAAAACUUCCCCCUUGGGUGUGAACCCUUGGUGUAGGGGGAGGAGCUGGGAGUGUUGGUUGCCACUAUCUGGCUUUGUGAUGUAGGGCAGCUCCUUGCCUUCUCUGGGCCCCUUUUUCCUUUUCUGUAACCUGAGAUGUUGAAUGUGGUGGUGGUUUGGGAGGAGGGCCCAUCCCGACCCAUAAACAAGUUUCUAAAUAACCGAUCCUGAUCCUGAUUUUUAUGGCCUAUGAAAUGCCACCGCUCCUGCCAUCCUUGUCUGGGGAGAGAGGACCCUCUGACCCUUUCAGUCUAAGAGGGACAGACGUGCUUUUCGGUUGUCAACUCAAUGGUGGGCGGCUAGAAUGGGGCUCUGUGUCUGCCCACAGUCAGCCUGUCCCCUCCCCCGACACCUCAUUUUCCUUUCCUGCCGCCCAGAUUUCCCAGUGAGCCUCAGUCCUUAAAAAGUCGUAGCAGUGUUUCAUUUGUAGUGCUGACCUUACAGGGAGACCCCCAAAAUUUAACGAGCUGCCUCUGCAAGGGUAAUGUGACUUUUACAGCCUGUUGAGGGGCAAAGGGAGAUUUGCAUAAUGUUCCAAGGGGGAUUAGGUGGCUGGGGGUUGCCAUGGCAACCCCACAGGGAUGAAUUGAGAAUUUUUCCUCCUGGCGGGAGUUGGCCAAUGGAGUCUGGGAAGGUGGGGGAGGG